Molecule: messenger RNA, 1365 nt
Organism: Alternaria incomplexa
Lineage: Eukaryota; Fungi; Ascomycota; Dothideomycetes; Pleosporales; Pleosporaceae
Exons: 2
Coding region: 1-1365 (454 amino acids)
Cellular component (GO): cytoplasm
Molecular function (GO): exopolyphosphatase activity
Source: RefSeq, a predicted model, not a curated record
AUGAAAGCGGCACGCGCCCUUGUUCCAGCCUUCCUGGCAGCCAGCCGCGUCGCUGCCAUGCCGCAGCGCAGCGCGCCGCAACAAGCUAUACUCGACGCGUCGACGAAGCAUCUCGCCAAACCACUUGGUGUAGGCCACUUCAGCGAAUGGAGCCGUGCCACAAAGAAGGAGUUCUUGGUAGACUGGCAGGCCGGUAGGGAGGAUGAGUGGACCAUGGUAAUGGGCAAUGAGGGCGGUGAUAUGGACUCCAUGACCGCGGCGCUCACUUGGGCCUACCAUCUUGAACACUCCACCGAACACACCGACAAGCCUAUCAAGGCCAUUGCACUCCUUCAGACACCGUCGCAUGCGCUUGAUCUGCGACCGGAGAACAGGCUGGCCCUCGACAAUUCGCAGAUGACGCCUGGCCACGAGGACUUGUUGACGCUGGAUGAGCUGCCUGAGGACCCCGAGACUCUGGGCAAGAAGCUCAAGGGCAUCGUCCUGGUCGACCAUGGCAGCCCUCUACGAAAGUGGAACGAGGCAAAGAUCCUGAGCAUCUUCGACCACCACAAAGACCGCGGUACUGCUCCUGACGCCGAACCCCGUGUCUUCGAAGUAGCAGCAAGCUGCACUACGCUCGUGGCCCGCCAGAUGCUCGAUGAGCUCGAGAAACUUGACGAAGAAUACCACAUGCCGCACGAACUGCUCGAGCUAGUCCUCAGCGCCAUUGCCAUUGACUCCGGCGGCUUGUCAGGCAAGAAGACGACCAAGACCGACAUCGAAGUCUCCAAGCGUGUCCUCGCACGCAGCAACUGGAAGAAGGACAGCCUCGAAGACGUCAUGGAGGACCUCGACGACGAGCUCAGUAAGGCACAAAAGGACAUUGACAACCUUGGUCUGCGCGACCUGUUGCGCCGAGACUGGAAGGGAGACAUCAUUGAUACGCCGUCCCCGCGCACUCCUACCGUGAGCAUUGGCUUCGCCUCGAUUCCAUACUCCAUGGACGAGCAGAUCCUCAAGACGGACUUUGCGGAACUCUUUGACUGGUUCGCCGUCCAUGCCGCCUGGACCGCCGAAGCCGGCGUCGACAUCUCCAUCACGCUCAACAAGUACAAGAAGCACUACAAAGACGGCGAGAAGGAGAAGAUCCGCGAAGUCGUCCUCACCGUCCGCGACGACGUCCGUAUCGACCAGGACCAAGCCGACUCGCUCUUCAAGACCGUCAAGGAGGCGUUGGAGAAUAACGAGGAGGGUAUUGAUUUCCAGCCGUGGCACCGUGCGGAUCAGUUGGCGCCUAGGCAGAUGGUAUGGACGCACAAGAGUAGUGCGGGUAGGAAGGUUAUCAGGCCGAUUGUUGAGGAGGCGGUUAUGAAGUGGGAUUAA